Phytophthora nicotianae INRA-310 is the source of this 1353-nucleotide messenger RNA. RefSeq lists its product as hypothetical. NCBI's taxonomy places the organism in Eukaryota, Oomycota, Peronosporomycetes, Peronosporales, Peronosporaceae. The transcript has 5 exons. Bases 1 to 1353 code for a protein of 450 amino acids. The record is from RefSeq and is a predicted model, not a curated record.
AUGGUACAAUCAAAUUCACUGGCUCCCAAGAUGGCGGAUGCCUACACGGCGUACGCAACGCAGGUGUCAGAUGCGCUGCAGACGCUAUUAGAGACAACGGGGGUGAAAAUCGAGCCUCCGGUGGAGUUCGUGUCCUGUGGAGAGGGUUUGAACGAGCAUUUCGUGCCGAAAGCGUCAUUGGAGAGGCAUUUGUGGAAAUGUCAUGGAAAACGACGGCCUGCCGUCGUCAACAAUGCAGCUUUCUACUAUGGCAGUCGCAAAGGAGAAAAUGCUGUCAGCACAGAGAGCAGUGGAGAUUUGGCAGAAGAGGGGGCUGUAGAGGUCACAGGAUUACAGAGUUUGGUGGAGCGAGAAGCUGACGGACAGGAAGACCAAGGUGGAGUGGUCGCUGCAAUUCAAAGCUCUGCAGCUUCUGCAGCAGCAUUUUAUCAACAAGUACAAGCGUGGACGCGUAUCCCGAAGGCAUUUGAUACGAUAAAAGACGAGGAGCGCCAACUGGUAGCGUCUUCGUCGUUACACCGGUGGCUGAAUGCUGAGCUGGGUCGCCCUGGAGUACUACCUAGUGGUGACGCUCUCGAUGAGGAGCUCGUUCAAUAUAUAGCUGGGCUGCUGGAUCACCCAGACUUUUGUCAGCCCGACUUGUUGGCUUUGGAACUUCACGAGUUCCUUGGCAACAACGUCACGAAUAUCGUGCUCGCUCUCUGGAAAUUUAUGAUCGUCGAGAUCGGACUACAUAGUGUAUUCAAGUUGGAAAAAAGUGAGACGUCGAACAAGAUACAAGUGAAUUCUUCAGUCACUAGUCAAGAUCCGGCGCCAGCAGUACCAACAAACUCUCAACCGGAUGCAACGACUGAGCGCGAUUACAAGCGUCGACGUGCUUCGUACAGAGGGAAGGUGGGCACGAAGACCGGUCCUGCAGCAUACCGCGAAAUGAUUCAAAAGCACAUGGUCGGGCUCAGUCUCGACAUGGAUCGUGAACUUAUACUUGGUGGUGGAUUCCGUGAAGACAAAGGCGGCAGUGAAUCUAGUAAAGCCCGCCCAACUCGCCGUAAAGCCGUGGAUUGGCGUAACUUCACCGAUGCCCUUGAAGUGCGCAAUCGAAGCCGGCAAAGGCGCCAAGAUAGCACAAAGGGUUUAUCCAGAUCUAGAUCCAGGUCAAGAGGGCGAUACAGCACAAACGACAAUGCACGUCGUCAGAGUUAUACAAGUCCUGAAAGGAGGAGAGACUCCAGUCGUCACCGCAGGAGUAAAAGUCGAAGCCGACGUAGAAGUCCUCGUCGACAAGACCGCAAUGACUCAAGGCACCGCAGAAGACGAAGCCUCAGCAAGGACAGGGGUCGUGAUCGUCACUGA